CAAAUAUCACAAACAAAUUGACACAACAAUGUGGUGCUUUCUUUUGGCAUUUGUUUCUCUUUUGCUGUUGUCCUCCAUCCAAGGAGGCACAGCAGAGCAGUGUGGGAGGCAAGCAGGGGGUGCUCUGUGUCCAGGAGGGCAAUGCUGCAGCAAGUAUGGGUGGUGUGGCACGGCACCUGAUUACUGCAGCACAGGUUGCCAAAGCCAAUGUGGCGGCGGUGGUGGUGGCGGUGACAUUGGUAGCCUUGUGUCACGUAACACCUUUAAUCAGAUGCUUAUGCAUAGGAAUGAUGGUGGUUGCCCAGCUAAGGGGUUUUAUACCUAUGAUGCUUUCAUUGCAGCUGCCAAGUCCUUCCCUAACUUUGCCAAAACUGGAGAUGCUGCCACCCAAAAAAGGGAAAUUGCUGCUUUCUUAGCUCAAACUUCACAUGAAACUACAGGGGGUUGGGCAAGUGCACCUGAUGGACCAUACUCUUGGGGGUAUUGCUAUCUCAAGGAACAAAACCCUGGAUCUUAUUGUGCCUGGGAUCCUAAUUAUCCAUGUGCUGCUGGUAAGCAGUAUUAUGGCCGUGGUCCAAUUCAACUGUCUUGGAACUACAACUAUGGACAGUGUGGAAAAGCAAUAGGGGCGGACCUGUUGAACAACCCGGACCUAGUUGCUACAGACCCUGUUAUUUCAUUCAAGACAGCACUCUGGUUCUGGAUGACCCCUCAGUCACCCAAGCCCUCAUGCCAUGAUGUGAUCACCGGGAGAUGGAACCCGUCUGGAGCCGACAAGUCAGCCGGUCGGGUUCCCGGUUACGGGGUCACUACAAACAUCAUUAACGGUGGACUUGAAUGUGGUAAAGGCUGGAACGCUAAGGUGGAGGAUCGCAUUGGGUUUUAUAAGAGGUACUGUAACUUGCUUGGAGUUGGCUAUGGCAACAACCUUGACUGCUACAACCAGAAACCUUUUGGGUCUGAUCUCAAUGUCAUUCAAUUGCCUGAAAAUUAGUUGUAAUUUGUACCCAAUAAUGUGUGGUAUUUUUUUUUUGGGUGGGGGGGGUGGGGAUUGGUGUAACUACUGUUGUGACACAUUAAUUCAUGUGAUGGCUAGUUAUGAGAAUAA
Prunus avium (sweet cherry) is the source of this 1108-nucleotide messenger RNA. RefSeq names its product endochitinase 2-like. NCBI's taxonomy places the organism in Eukaryota, Viridiplantae, Streptophyta, Magnoliopsida, Rosales, Rosaceae. Gene Ontology annotation, molecular function: chitin binding; chitinase activity. Gene Ontology annotation, biological process: chitin catabolic process; cell wall macromolecule catabolic process; defense response to fungus. The record is from RefSeq and is a predicted model, not a curated record.